This is a messenger RNA of Serinus canaria (Common canary), 699 nucleotides long. RefSeq names its product serine/threonine-protein kinase pim-3-like. The record is from RefSeq and is a predicted model, not a curated record. NCBI's taxonomy places the organism in Eukaryota, Metazoa, Chordata, Aves, Passeriformes, Fringillidae. Gene Ontology annotation, molecular function: protein serine/threonine kinase activity; ATP binding. The transcript has 2 exons. Gene Ontology annotation, biological process: protein autophosphorylation; regulation of mitotic cell cycle; negative regulation of apoptotic process. Gene Ontology annotation, cellular component: cytoplasm. Bases 1 to 699 code for a protein of 232 amino acids.
AUGGCCAGAGCGCGGUGCCGCCCGCACGGGCGGGGCUGCCGGGCGGGGCUGAGGCGAGGCCCGGCAGGGUCGGAGCCAGGGCGCUGCGAGGGGAGCGGGCGUGGAGUGAGCGUGGGCGAGCAGAGUCCCGGACCGGGCAAUGGCGAGCAGCGCUGGGGCCGGGCAGGGGGUGGGAGGGCGCCGCGCAGCAUCGGCCCCGCUGACGGCAUCGCGGUCCCCCCGCAGCACAAGAGCGCCCUUGUGCCCCUGGAGCUGGCGCUGCUGGGGGUGGUGUCGUGCCCUGGCUUCCACGGCGACGUGCGGCUCCUGGACCGGUUCGAGCUGCCCGACGGCUUCGCGCUGCUCAUGGAGCGUCCGGAGCGCUGUCAGGAGCUCUGGUACUUCCUGGGCGAGCGGGAGCUCUUGACGGAGCCCGUGCCGCGGGGGCUGUUCGGCCGGGUGCUGGAUGCCGUCCGGCACUGCAGCAGCCGCAGCGUCCUGCACCGCGACAUCAGGGCCGAGAACGUCCUCGUCGACCUGGCCACCGGCGAGGCGAAGCUCUUUGACUUCGGGUGUGGCACGAUCCUCCAGGACACGUUCCACACCCGGAUGUCAGAGCAGGAGAAUGGGAAAAAUGACACCAGCUAUGAUGAUGACAGGAAGAAAAAACAGGAGUUGAAUUCAGAGGAAAAAGAACAUGAAGUAAGGAGACCAAGCUAA